Molecule: messenger RNA, 3330 nt
Organism: Megalobrama amblycephala (Wuchang bream)
Lineage: Eukaryota; Metazoa; Chordata; Actinopteri; Cypriniformes; Xenocyprididae
Product: calcium-binding mitochondrial carrier protein Aralar2
Exons: 18
Coding region: 258-2261 (667 amino acids)
Biological process (GO): L-glutamate transmembrane transport; aspartate transmembrane transport; malate-aspartate shuttle
Molecular function (GO): L-aspartate transmembrane transporter activity; L-glutamate transmembrane transporter activity; calcium ion binding
Source: RefSeq, a predicted model, not a curated record
CUCAAACCAAAGCAGUGAAAUUAUUUAAAAUUUGAUUAACUAACAUAAUUAACAUCCUUACAAAUUGUGAAACCGAUUUUUUAUCCAAUAUAUUAAUAUAUAUCUGACAAGGACACGAUUCACAACAAUCUACUUCACCGGAACGCGCGCGUUUCAUCCGCUUUCCUCCACGCGCAACAGCCGUUACCGUCCCGCACGUGAUCUCCAUGGAAACGUCAUCAAGCUAGAGAAGUCUAUUAGGUGUGCGCUAGCUGAGCAUGGCAGCAAAGGUAAUGAUAAAGCGGGCUGAUCCAGCAGAGCUCAAGUCCAUUUUCUUGAAGUAUGCCAGUGUGGAGAAGAAUGGAGAGCGCCACAUGUCCCCAGAGGACUUUGUGUUCAAGUUCCUCCAUGCACAAACAGAUAUAAGGCUGUCCAAGGAGGCCACCGUUCUACUGGCAGGUGUUCUGGACCAGACCAAAGAUGGGUUGAUCUCCUUCCAGGAGUUUCUGGCUUUUGAGUCGGUGCUGUGUGCUCCGGAUGCUCUCUUCAUGGUCGCCUUCCAGCUCUUCGACAAAACUGGAAAUGGCACUGCCACUUUUGAGGAUGUGAAACAAGUUUUCGGUCAGACCACUAUUCACCAGCACAUCCCCUUUAACUGGAACUCAGAAUUUGUUCAGCUUCACUUUGGCGCAGAGAGGAAGAAACACCUUAACUACGGGGAGUUCACUCAGUUUCUGCUGGAGAUGCAGCUUGAACAUGCCAGACAGGCUUUUGCGCAGAGAGACAAGGCCAGGACAGGCACCGUCACGGCUCUGGACUUCAGGGACAUUAUGGUGACCAUCAGACCCCACAUGCUUACACCAUUCGUGGAGGAAUGCUUAGUUGCAGCAGCCGGUGGCAGUACGUCACAUCAGGUCAGCUUUUCCUACUUUAAUGGCUUCAACUCUCUGCUAAACAACAUGGAGCUCAUUAGGAAGAUCUACACCACCCUGGCAGGCAGCCGCAGAGAUGUGGAAGUUACUAAAGAGGAGUUCAUCAUUGCUGCCCAAAGGUUUGGCCAGGUGACCCCUAUGGAAGUGGACAUCCUGUUCCAGCUGGCUGACCUGUCUGAGCCGAGAGGGCGUGUUGGUUUAGUUGACAUUGAGAGGAUUGCACCUCUGCAGGAGGGAGCUCUUCCUUACAACCUUGCUGAGAUUCAAAGACAGCAGUCUGGUGGGGACGCGUCUCGCUCGGUUCUGAUUCAGGUCGCUGAGUCGGCGUACAGGUUCACCCUGGGCUCCGUGGCUGGAGCCGUGGGUGCCACCGCCGUGUACCCCAUCGACCUGGUGAAGACCCGCAUGCAGAACCAGCGUUCUUCAGGUUCCUUCGUCGAUGAGCUGAUGUACAAGAACAGCUUAGACUGCUUCAAGAAGGUCGUGCGCUACGAGGGCUUCUUCGGUCUCUACAGAGGCCUCGUACCGCAGCUUCUGGGCGUGGCUCCCGAGAAAGCCAUAAAGCUUACAGUUAACGACUUUGUGAGAGGAAAGACUAUGCAAAAAGACGGCAGCGUUCCUCUACAUGCUGAAAUCUUGGCUGGCGGAUGUGCCGGGGGAUCUCAGGUGAUCUUCACAAACCCUCUGGAGAUUGUGAAGAUCCGUCUGCAGGUGGCAGGAGAAAUCACCACAGGGCCACGCGUCAGCGCUCUCUCUGUCAUCCGUGACCUGGGUUUCUUCGGCCUGUACAAGGGUGCAAAAGCCUGUUUCCUGAGAGACAUCCCCUUCUCGGCCAUCUACUUCCCCUGCUACGCACACACCAAGGCGGCCCUGACCGACGAAGACGGGCGAGUGGGACCUGGCAGGCUUUUGCUGGCAGGGGCGCUGGCGGGCAUGCCUGCCGCAUCCCUGGUGACCCCUGCUGAUGUUAUCAAGACCCGGUUACAAGUGGCUGCCCGUGCAGGCCAAACCACGUACAAUGGACUCAUUGACUGUUUCUGGAAGAUUCUUCGGGAGGAGGGGCCUCGUGCCUUCUGGAAAGGAGCUGGAGCUCGUGUGUUUCGCUCCUCGCCGCAGUUCGGAGUGACGCUGGUGACCUAUGAGCUGCUGCAGAGGUGGUUUUACGUAGACUUCGGCGGACAAAAACCAGCUGGCGCAGAGCCUACUCCCAAGUCUCGGAUCAGCCUCCCGGCGCCCAAUCCUGACCACAUCGGUGGCUUCAGGUUGGCCGUGGCCACGUUUGCUGGCAUCGAGAGUAAAUUUGGACUUCAUCUACCACGAUUCCGAGCGCCCGCCACCCCCCAUGCUUGAGGCAAACGCGUGCACAUGGGGGUGACGGUACCUUGUGUUCAUCUGCACUGGAACAAACACACACUUCCUCUCUUCCUUCAUGUUGAGAACGUAAAACCUUCAGCAGAUGAACUGGAACGGAUGUUUUAUGUGAUUAUUAAUACAAAUUACAGCUUUAAAGUAGAUGGGGAUGAUCUACCACAAAGUUCUGGAUUCUUAAAUGUAAAUCAUUUUACAUUUGAUUCUAUAAGUUGUUUUAUUGUAUUUUUAUUUACCUGGGGAAAAAAAAAAAUAUUAUUUACAUAUUGCAUUUUUAACAGUACAAGCACAUCUAGUUGAAAUUGAACAAUGAUUUCAUUUUAUUUUUAAUGAUUUCUUUUUCCCAUAAAACUAUGUAAUCACAUACUAACAUUCAUUUCAUUACUGAUGUGGACAAUCACAUUUGAAUGUAUAAUAGUAUUUAAUAUUUAUGUUUGUAUCAUGUUUUGGGGAUCUAUGUUGAUUCAUAGUCCAGAGACUCCAGAGUAAGGUUUGACAGAUAAUGUUUGUUAGUACUGUAUUUCUUUAUCCCUUGAAAAAUAAUGUGAAGACACUAUGUUAGGGUGACCAUAUGCGCCAUUUUCCCAGGACACGUCCUGUCCAGGAUUUCCAAGUUGCAUAAAAUGUAGUUUUGGUUUUCAUAUUUGCGGAAGGUAAUGAUUAAAAAAUUAUUUUACCAAUAGCGUGCAAUCGUGGUUUGCGAGAAGGCUGGAUCUACAGAGAACGGUCAAAGCAUUGCAAAUACGACAACAUUUUAACGCAUUGCAUGAAUACUGUCAAUAAGAACAGUGGCUUGCACAGACCUCCGUUUAGAAAUCGCGUUCAGGGGGCACAUCGAUAUGACCACUUUCACGAUUAAAGAGACAAGGGCUCAAGCCAUUUUAGGCAAUUUACAAAUCCUGGACAGGACGCGUCCUGGGAAAAUGGCACAUAUAUGGUCACCCUAUACUAUGUUGAGCUGUACACUACAGUAGAGUUGAUUGUACAUAUAGUGUGUAAAGAGUGCCUUAGAUGCACUGAUGGAAAGUUUUAUUAAAAGAUCAAAACGAAA